AUGCCGAUCAACGACGACGGAGAGAUCACGGGCAAAUGCCUGACGGCGCACUGCGUGGCGCCUGCUGCUUCGAGCGGUCGACGUCACUGCGGCCACUGCCAUACCAACCUCCCCCUCGCGGACUUCAGAUACCGCAUCGCCGGUUCUCCCACGAACCCCGAGCGCGACAAUUUCAGAGUAUGUCGGGGAUGUCACAUGGCCUCCCUCGCGCGCGCGCCUGCUGUCAGACGAAGUUUCCAAGAGAGUUUCCGCCCCUCGCAGGCCGCCGCCACCGCGAGCCCAGAACCCCGGGCGGUUGUACACCCUAUCAGAGAACCAGAAGAUGCCUAUCCCGACUAUCGCGACCACCUGGAUCCGUAUCACGGCUUGCGAAGGCCCAUAUAUGGGCCCGAGCCCUACGACGGCUUGAAUCAUGAUUGCGAUGAUGAUGAGCACACUCUUGAGGGUGGCGGCGGCUGGGAGGCGACCCAUGAUGGCGAAGAGGGCGAUGGGCCAGACGACUAUGACGGGGAUCCCUUCAGCUUUCUGAUUAGUCGUAACCAGAGUGGACGGAUUGAAAGCGGCUCUGAGGAUGAUGAUGAUGAUGAUGAAGCCCUCUGGGAGGUUUACCGGCGUAUCAAUAUUCCUGAGCCUUAUUCCGAUGACGACGCGGAGGCGACCAAUGAUGCGGAAGAGGGCGAUGGCCCGGACGAAGAUGAUGAGGACGACGACGACAAUGCAGCUCUCAUAGCAGACGUCUUCGAUUUUCCGCCUAAUAGUGGCAGUGGACAGGUUGAAAGCGGCCCUGAUGCUGAAUCAGAUGAGUCCAGCUCCAGCGUUGGCCAUGUCACAACCUCCCCACCUGUCGUCGACUACGUCGAGCUCGCACAGUAUCGCUUGAUGCAUAUGGCAAAGAAGAAGAGCAAGCAGAAGCCAAUUGUUACGCUGCGCGAGGCUCUACCGGAUAUCCCAACUGAGCAUUGUCCGGAUCUUGUUGCAUUCCAGUCCAAGAUAAAACCACAAGACCGCGGGUUGCCGGUGGUUGUUGUACAUCUCUACAGCAUCCCCAAGAAGAAAAAUCUUCCUUACGACUACUACGACUACGCUAUCGUAAUGGAUCCCGCACACAACAACACAGCCGACUGCAAAUGUGCCUCGUCAAAAGCUGUUGUGCUUAAGGUCGUGUGGUAG
Messenger RNA from Anthostomella pinea, 1170 nucleotides. The record is from the annotation of a GenBank genome assembly. NCBI's taxonomy places the organism in Eukaryota, Fungi, Ascomycota, Sordariomycetes, Xylariales, Xylariaceae.